Molecule: messenger RNA, 3720 nt
Organism: Salmo salar (Atlantic salmon)
Lineage: Eukaryota; Metazoa; Chordata; Actinopteri; Salmoniformes; Salmonidae
Source: RefSeq, a predicted model, not a curated record
AAUCAACGCUAACCAAUCAACUGUAGAGCCGGGGCAUUAAUCGAAUCCCCUCCUUGACAAUAUCCAUAACCAAUCGUUGCGUUCACGAGCUCACAGAUGUCCCAAUACAUGACGGUGAGGGGCGGAUCAUAUAAUUCAACGAGAGGAAGAGAUGGGAUUUUCUUUGUGUUGACAUAUUGAUUGCGGCGAUUUAGAGUGUUUGAAUGGAUAUUACCAGGUCCACGGAGAAAUGGGUAAAGCAAGACAAGGAGAGGCCUCUGUCUUCCUCCAUGAUGCUGUCGAGUAAGAAGUCAGACGCAGGUUCAUCUUCCGCUGCCGCUUCCACCUCCUUGGCGCCAGGGGGAGCUGAGCGGUCCCUUGAGGCCCAGGCUCCUGCCCAGGUGGGGGCCCCUCCCUUGGCCCCAGGUGCCGUGGAGAUCAAAAAGAAGGAGCGGACCUCUCCGAGUGGGGAACCUGGUGGGCCCCCGCAGCCCCACCUCCCUGGUCCCGGGGGGGUGGACCUCGACACGGCCGAGGGUCGCAGGACAAGCCGCCGCAAGCGAUCAAAACAGGUGGAGUACCGCGAGAUGGACGAGAGCCUGGCCAAUCUGUCUGAGGACGAAUACUACUCUGAGGAGGAGCGCAACGCCAAGGCGGAGAAGGAGCGCAAGCAGGUGAUCCCGCCACCGGCGCCGCCCGUGGAGGAGGAGGCGGACAGCGAGCCUGAGGAGCCCUCUGGUGAGUGCGUGGAGGGAGCUGCGUUCCAGAGCCGCCUGCCCCAUGAUCGCAUGACCUCCCAGGAGGCCGCCUGCUUCCCGGACAUCAUCAGCGGGCCCCAGCAGACGCAGAAAGUGUUCCUGUACAUCCGCAACCGCACACUCCAACUUUGGCUUGAUAACCCGAAAAUCCAGCUAACCUUCGAAGCCACAACACAACAACUUGAAGCGCCAUACAACAGUGAUACAGUGCUGGUGCACAGAAUACACAGUUACCUGGAGAGACACGGCCUCAUCAACUUUGGCAUCUACAAGAGAGUCAAGCCUUUACCAACAAAGAAGACAGGCAAGGUGAUCAUCAUCGGAGGGGGUGUGUCUGGGCUGGCGGCCGCGCGGCAGUUGCAGAGUUUCGGCAUGGAUGUGACAGUACUGGAGGCCAGGGACCGUGUUGGGGGGAGAGUGGCCACGUUCCGGAAGGGCAACUAUGUGGCUGAUCUGGGGGCCAUGGUGGUGACAGGACUGGGAGGGAAUCCCAUGGCGGUGGUCAGCAAGCAGGUUAACAUGGAGCUAGCCAAGAUCAAACAGAAGUGUCCUCUGUAUGAAGCCAACGGUCAAGCUGGUGAACGAUGCACAAGCGUACCCAAGGAGAAGGAUGAGAUGGUGGAGCAGGAGUUCAACCGUCUGCUGGAGGCUACCUCCUACCUCAGCCACCAGCUGGACUUCAACUUCCUCAACAACAAGCCUGUGUCCCUUGGCCAGGCCCUGGAGGUGGUCAUUCAGUUGCAGGAGAAACAUGUGAAAGAUGAGCAGAUAGAGCACUGGAAGAAGAUAGUCAAGACCCAAGAGGAUCUCAAGGAGCUGUUGAACAAGAUGGUGGGUACCAAGGAGAGGGUCAAGGAGCUUCAUCAGCAGCACAAGGAGGCCAGUGAGGUCAAGCCCCCCAGAGACAUCACUGCCGAGUUCCUGGUCAAGAGCAAGCACCGCGACCUCACUGCGCUCUGCAAGGAGUAUGAUGAGUUGGUGGAGUCGCAGGUCAAACUGGAGGAGAAGCUACAGGAACUGGAGGCCAACCCACCCAGUGACGUGUACUUGUCGUCCCGGGACAGGCAGAUCCUUGACUGGCACUUUGCCAACUUGGAAUUUGCCAAUGCCACGCCCCUCUCUACUCUCUCACUCAAGCACUGGGACCAGGACGACGACUUUGAGUUCACAGGCAGCCACCUGACAGUGAGGAAUGGCUACUCCUGUGUCCCCGUGGCUCUGGCCGAGGGCCUGGACAUCAAACUGAACACGGCGGUACGACAGGUCCGAUACACCGCCUCUGGCUGUGAGGUGAUUGCGGUGAACACACGCUCCACCACUCAGACGUUCAUUUACAAGUGUGACGCGGUUCUGUGCACCCUACCCCUGGGUGUCAUGAAGCAACAGCCCCCUGCCGUACAGUUUGUUCCCCCCCUGCCCGAGUGGAAGACCGCAGCUAUCCAGAGGAUGGGCUUUGGCAACCUCAACAAGGUGGUGCUGUGCUUUGACCGUGUCUUCUGGGACCCUAGUGUGAACCUGUUUGGCCAUGUGGGCAGCACUACAGCCAGCAGGGGAGAACUCUUCCUCUUCUGGAACCUCUACAAAGCCCCCAUACUGCUGGCACUGAUGGCAGGAGAGGCGGCUGGCAUCAUGGAGAACAUCAGUGACGAUGUCAUCGUCGGACGCUGCCUCGCCAUCCUCAAAGGCAUCUUUGGAAGCAGUGCAGUACCUCAGCCCAAGGAAACGGUGGUGACGCGUUGGCGUGCCGACCCUUGGGCGCGGGGCUCCUACUCGUACGUGGCGGCCGGUUCCUCUGGUAACGACUAUGACCUCAUGGCCCAGCCCAUCACCCCUGGCCCCGCCAUCCCCGGAGCGUCUCAGCCUGUCCCUCGUCUGUUCUUCGCUGGGGAGCACACUAUCCGGAAUUACCCAGCCACGGUGCAUGGUGCCCUGCUCAGCGGCCUGCGAGAGGCGGGACGCAUCGCAGACCAGUUCCUGGGCGCCAUGUACACCCUCCCCCGACAGGCCACGCCCACCACCGCCCUUCAGCCCUCCCCCAGCGUCUAGACCCCCCCCCCUUUACAAUGUCCUUCCAUGUUCAAGUGAUGUCAGUGACUCCUGUUAACAAAGACUCUUUAGAUGUAAAGAAUGUGUUUUCGUUUUAAUCCCACCAAUGCUAAUAUAUGGACAGAACAGUGAAACCCCAAUGUACAUUCCCAAAGGUCGAGCCAGCACAUUACUUAGCCUGUUCUUAUCCCCUUAAUAUGACGACAUCCACCUCACUAAGUCAACGUUGUGGGUCCUCAUAGCUGAUGCAGUUAGGUGGAACCUACAAUGGAAGUCUCAGAUGGUUCAGUCUCCCUUCCGGCUCUGCUAGCUAACCUCCGUGCUGCAAGAGUGUGAUCAGUCAUGGAUGAGGGUAGGAAUUGGCCUAUUUGGAUGGAUAGACCUAAACCAGGGUCUACUAUGAGCAGGGUAGCCAAGUUCCUACCCCAGUAGGAUGACACUAGUGUCAUAGCUGACCUUGUUCCAUUGUCCCAGCAAUAAAGAUGGAUGGGCUGAAGAGGAGGAACAACAGCCAAUGGAAUCCAGAAACAGAGGGCAGCCGAUCAAGCGCUGCUCCCUACCUACUGUACUUGUAAAGAGCAGGUGCGCUGCGCUAUCUAGCAACACAAAUGCACUCACUCCCAUUGAAAUUUUUUUUCCCCCCUAUUGAAAUGCUAGUUGCUGCAAUGUUGUAGCCUACAAGUGCGUUGUAUUGAUUAAUUUAAGGCUGUUGUAUGCCUCCUGCUGAAGGGGACCUGUACCAUGUAGGGUUGGAGUAAAGAAAAUAGCAGUUUGUAUUGAAAUGCAAAAAGAUACAUACUAUGAUUGAUUGUUGAGGGAGAAAUUCCAGUUGUGAAUGUUUUUGUUAAACAGCUACUUGAUAUUUUGUGUCAUUGCAUACUUUAAAGAAACUUUUGUCAUUUGGGUAUAAAAAUAAAUGCAUCUUGCGUCAAGAAAA